AUGGAUCCGCUCGAGUUUACGCCGUGGCACCAGCUGGCGCCGCGAGGCAUCACCGGAGACGUCAAGGACACAUUCUCCUCCUGGGACAAGUGUAUGGCCAAAAGCUACUGCAAGUCGGUCUCCCUUCUUCUUUCUCGGAUAUCUGAUAUCUAUGUUUAUAUAUAUACUAAUUGGCGAUUUGUAGAUGGCCUGCUAUCGUUGGAAUCAUCGUCGGCGGCCUCAUCCUGCUCAGCGUCGUCUGGUGUCUCGUGGGCUGCAUCUGCUGCGGCUACACCUGCUGCAAGGGGUGCUGUGAAUGCUGCUCCUGCUGCUGUCCGUCUUCCUCUUCUUCUCGCAAACCACCGCCAGCACCCGCCUACGACAGCCGGUCCAAUGCCCACUUCGACUGCCAGAGUCAACGAUGAUGCGUUGCCCAACAUGCCUACCUGGCAAGAUGCCACCACCAGACGUGUGGAGGACACAUCCCACCACAACGAGGAGAUGGAAAUGUCCCAUCUCAACCCUGUCACGGGGCACAGCGUAGUAGAUGACCCGGGAGCAGCCCACGGGUCGGCUUAUUACCAACACGCACAACCCGUCUCACCUAUCUACCCGCCAGACCACCACCACCCCCGUCACUCACAGUCCAUGAACAUGAACAUGAACAUGGGUGGAGGAUACCGCGGCCUGGAUCAGGGUCAUAUCAGCCCUUCCAUCCCUCCCACUGCUAUCGGCAUAGCACAUUCACCGGGCUGCGGCCCGGCACCACUGUCAAACAUAUACCAUGACUCCCAGCAGGAUCAGCAGACGUCAGGCCAAAUAUACGCCCCACCACGAUACAACACUCAGUCCCCUUCAACCAUCGGCAUCGCUACUCCUUCUCCUCCUGGCGCAGGUGAUGCAUAUGGCUACACACAUCCAAACGGGGGCAGUCGCAGCUUCACUCGGUCUCCCGUCCAGCAUAUCAGGGGCACACCAUCGCCUAGGCCACAGCUAUCGCCUGUAAAUACAUAUAGUCCAGAACAUACCGGACUACCCUACCCUACCUCAAGAUCUUACUCUCCCGCUCAGCAACAGAGGACAUACACUCCUUAUUCACCCUCGACGUCAACACCACCUCCUCUUUGGAACGGACAGGGGUCGGGUGCAGACCAGCCACAGGAGGCAGAGCAGUCGACAUCACAGCCACCGCGAGCUCCUAGCUUGUUGAUGGCCGGAAGGAAACCCGUAGAGAACUCCUGGAGAGAUGUAUAG
Molecule: messenger RNA, 1233 nt
Organism: Trichophyton benhamiae CBS 112371
Lineage: Eukaryota; Fungi; Ascomycota; Eurotiomycetes; Onygenales; Arthrodermataceae
Exons: 2
Coding region: 1-1233 (410 amino acids)
Cellular component (GO): cellular bud neck; plasma membrane
Source: RefSeq, a predicted model, not a curated record